AUGAUGUCGUAUCUAAAGCAACCACCUUACACAGUCAAUGGCCUCAGCUUAACUACUUCUGGAAUGGACCUUUUGCAUCCAUCAGUGGGCUAUCCAGCAACGCCACGGAAGCAGAGGCGUGAGAGGACUACUUUUACACGCGCACAGCUCGACGUUUUGGAGGCGUUGUUCGCCAAAACCCGGUACCCGGACAUAUUCAUGCGCGAAGAGGUGGCGUUGAAAAUCAAUCUACCUGAAUCCCGAGUACAGGUCUGGUUUAAGAACCGGCGGGCAAAGUGUCGCCAGCAGCAGCAGCAGCAGCAGAACGGAGGCCAGAACAAGGUGCGACCUGCCAAAAAGAAAAGUUCCCCAACCAGAGAAGUGAGCUCAGAGAGCGGGGCCAGCGGCCAGUUCACGCCUCCCAGCACCACCACAGCCCCGGUCAUCUCCACCAGCACCGCCCCGGUGUCCAUCUGGAGCCCUGCGUCCAUCUCUCCUCUCGCAGACCCCCUGUCUACCUCCUCCUCCUGCAUGCAGAGGUCUUACCCCAUGACCUACACCCAGGCCUCGGGCUACAGCCAGAGCUACGCCGGCUCGACGUCCUACUUCGGCGGCAUGGACUGCGGCUCUUACCUCACUCCCAUGCACCACCAGCUGUCAGGCCCCGGCUCAACUCUCAGUCCGAUGAGCACAAACGCCGUCACGAGCCAUCUGAACCAGUCCCCGGCGUCCCUCUCCACCCAGGGCUACGGGACGUCCGGCCUGGGCUUCAACUCCACCGCAGACUGCCUGGAUUAUAAGGACCAAGCGGCGUCGUGGAAGCUGAACUUCAAUGCCGAUUGCUUGGAUUAUAAGGAUCAAACUUCCUCGUGGAAAUUCCAGGUCCUGUGA
Molecule: messenger RNA, 870 nt
Organism: Anoplopoma fimbria (sablefish)
Lineage: Eukaryota; Metazoa; Chordata; Actinopteri; Perciformes; Anoplopomatidae
Gene: otx2b
Product: orthodenticle homeobox 2b
Exons: 3
Coding region: 1-870 (289 amino acids)
Biological process (GO): multicellular organism development; regulation of transcription by RNA polymerase II
Cellular component (GO): nucleus
Molecular function (GO): RNA polymerase II cis-regulatory region sequence-specific DNA binding; DNA-binding transcription factor activity, RNA polymerase II-specific
Source: RefSeq, a predicted model, not a curated record